Molecule: messenger RNA, 1023 nt
Organism: Darwinula stevensoni
Lineage: Eukaryota; Metazoa; Arthropoda; Ostracoda; Podocopida; Darwinulidae
Source: the annotation of a GenBank genome assembly
AUGUUAAACGUCUUUGCCUUCCCCGGAGCAGAUGUGGUGCACCUGGAGGACUUGAAGUACCGCCGUCGCUUCGGUCGGACGUGGGGAGAAUACGAGGGCUGCCACCCAAUUCUCUUCACGACAGACCAUGACUUGAUCAAAGUGAUCACCGUCAAGGAGUUCUCCAACUUCGCCGACCGGCGAAAUUACGAUAUCAAACAGGAAAUUUUCCGAAACAAUCUCGCCCUCUUACAGGGUGAGCAAUGGAAAGCAGUGCGAUCCUUGUUGGGGCCAGGAUUCACGGGACGCCGAAUGAAGAGUGCGGUGGACACUUUCCUGGAAUCCGCCAAGACCUUGACGCAACUGCUGAAGCGAGACGGGAAAGAUGGAAAGAAAGGUCUUGAGAUCACCAGGUAUUUGUCCUGCUUUGCAUUUGACGUAAUCACCUCAUAUGGUUUUGGCGUGGAAGUUUCGUCCAUGGAAAAUGCCGAAAAUCCAUUUGUGAAAAAUGCAAUCCGCCUCUUCACCUCUGCGAACUUCGGAAACCCCAUGAUCGUAUUCGCGCUGGCAUUCCCAAAAAUAUUGAGUUUCUUGGACUUGUUUCCGCCGGAUGCGCAUGACUUCUUCGUCAAGGCUAUCCCGGACAUCGUCAAGGCUCGGAAGGAUAGUCUGGAUUCCGGCUUGAGGAAGGAUUUCGUCGACAUCAUCCUUCAGGCGAUCAAGCAGUUGGAGGAGAACAAGGAAUACAAGCGGAUGGGAAUAACGCAAAAGUUGCUGGAGGAACAGCUCAUGUUAUUUUUCAUCGCCGGCUUCGACACGGUGAAGACGGCCAUGAGUUUCACUUCCUACUACCUCGCCCUCCACCCGGACAUCCAAUCCCAAGUGAGAGAGGAGAUCCUGGAUGCCAUCAAGGAAACGGACGGAGAGGUCAGACACGACACCUUAUCCAAGUUACCCCUCUUGGAUGCAUGCAUCGCUGAGUCACUUCGCCUUCAUCCCCCACUUAAUCGCCUGGAAAGGGUCGCCAAACGUGACUUUCAGUAA